Paramecium sonneborni is the source of this 1095-nucleotide messenger RNA. The record is from the annotation of a GenBank genome assembly. NCBI's taxonomy places the organism in Eukaryota, Ciliophora, Oligohymenophorea, Peniculida, Parameciidae.
AUGGAAACCAAUUAAAGUUGGAUAAAUUUAAUUAUACGUAUUAAUACAUAUGAGCGGCUUUAAAUUUGCAAAUCUUUUUUUAUCUCGAUUUAUAAAUUUAGGUAUUAUUUGCAAAACAUGCAUCAUUUUUUACCCAAUUAACUCAUCUUUGACUCCUACUCAUCAAUGAAUUACUGGAAUACAUAUCAGAAUCUACAAAACUCUUACUAUAAUAAUAAUUAUUAUGCUUACUAAUAGAUGGCGUGUGCUUAACCUUAACCUUACCCUUAUUAUCAUUAGAAAUUUUCAUAAAAUUUAGAACAAGGUAUUGCUUCUUUCUAAAUAAAUACUAGCAUUUUAUUAUGAAGACCCAAUCUCUACUUAAUGCACUAGAAGAUCAAUCAUAGAACAUUAAGAUGUGAUAUAAUAAGUCACUAAUGAAACUCUCGAACGAUACAUUAUGAUGAUUAUAAAUGAAGACGAAAGUUUUCAUAAUAUAAUAACGAAGCUAAAAAAUAACAAUUAGAUUGCUUUAUGUAAUCUGCUUGAAAUGUUAGCCUAGAAAUAAAAAUGUUAAUAAAAAAGUAGGGAGGAACUUGUUAAAUAUUGCUUAAGAAAAGCAUUGAAAUUUAUAUUCUAAAGAGUAUAAGAAAAAUAUGAUAAAUCAAGUAUUACUUUUAUACAUAUAACAUAGAGACAAAUUUGAAAUCUGCACAAAAAAUAUUCAUGUAAAUUGUAGAGAAAGAAACUCAAAUUAGUAUUAUGCUUCCAUUCAGAAAAAAUAGCAAAAAUAAAACAAUGAAUUCAGAUUUUUUAAAAUAAAUUUUCUCUUCUAAGACAUUUGUUAUUUACUAUAAGGAAUUUUUAUGUAUAAUUAUUACUUAUUUUAGGUUGUCUGGAAUAGGAGAUACAAAAGGAUUCCAAAAAAAAAAUAGCAUCUCUUUGUAAUAAAAUUAUGAAUCAUAUUCGAGAUGAAAAAAAUGUAAUUGAUCAUGUUUAAACAAUUUAUAGUUUGAAUUCGAUGUAAAAAGAUUGCCAUGGUCUUAUUCAAAUGUAGAAAAGGUUAAGCAAGCUGCUCAAGAAAUGUUACUUUAUUCAAAUUUUGAGAUUAAAUGA